GGUUUCUUCGAAACCAACAACAAGACACGACACGAUACAACUCAACUAUAAUCCUCCUUUCUCCCUCCCUUCCCUUCCCUUCCCUCUCUCCCUUAUGCCCCUGCCGUCAUAAUUUCAUUUUUCUUCCUAAAUCACUGAUUGCUUUCUUCUUCGUUUGAUUCAUCCCCCCCCUCCCCCUCCCUCAUGUGAAUCUGAACUGGAACGCCACCGUCCCACCGCCUUCAAAUUUCUUCCCUUUGGGAAUUGUGAAGAAUUUAAACCAAGUGGCUGUGCUACGUUUUUUAUGCUUGGACCGAUCCUAAGAGACUCGAGUUGCAGUAUGUCGUACUGCUUAGAGAUUAUUGAUCCCGUUUUCCGGAAAUAAACAAAGGAACUUGACCAAUUGCACCAAAAGAACAAGAGAGGAGAAGAGCUAGUUUAUACUUAUUAGAUAUUUUAAUAAGUUUUUGAGUAGUUUUGGACUCUCCAUGGCUCCUGGUGGCAGUGCAUUGAAAGAGGCCCUAGAAUCCAACUCAACAGGCUUGGAUUAUGAGGUUAAGAUGGCAAAGGUUGAGGCUAAUAAUAAACCAGCAAAAUCAGGUAGUGGCUCCAUUGGUAAAUUCCACUCGAGCAAUGGUGUUUAUGAGCUCCUUGAAUGUCUGGUUUGUACAAAUCUCAUGUAUCCUCCAAUUCAUCAGUGCCCGAAUGGCCACACAUUGUGUUCGAGCUGCAAACUGAGAGUGCAGAACACAUGCCCUACAUGCCGCUAUGAGCUUGGUAACAUAAGAUGCUUGGCCCUGGAGAAGGUUGCAGAGUCUUUGGAAGUUCCAUGUCGGUACCAAAAUUUAGGGUGUCAUGACAUUUUUCCAUACUACAGCAAGCUCAAGCACGAGCAGCAUUGCAGGUUUCGAUCCUACAACUGUCCUUACGCUGGUUCUGAGUGUUCAGUGACGGGUGAUAUUCAGACUCUUGUUGACCAUCUCAAAGAUGAUCAUAAAGUUGAUAUGCAUGAUGGGUGCACAUUCAACCAUCGUUAUGUGAAGUCAAAUCCACAUGAGGUCGAGAAUGCUACAUGGAUGCUUACGGUCUUCAACUGUUUCGGAAGGCAGUUCUGCUUACACUUUGAGGCGUUUCAGCUCGGGAUGGCACCAGUGUACAUGGCGUUUCUGCGGUUCAUGGGAGAUGAGAACGAGGCUAAGAAAUUCAGUUACAGCUUGGAAGUUGGAGCUCACAGCCGUAAACUGACAUGGCAAGGGAUUCCAAGAAGCAUCAGAGACAGUCACAGGAAAGUCCGUGAUAGUCAGGACGGACUCAUCAUUCCUAGAAACUUGGCUCUCUACUUCUCCGGCAGUGACAAAGAAGAACUCAAGUUGCGAGUCACUGGAAGGAUAUGGAAAGAAGAAUAAGCAAAUGAUGAUAGUAAUGAGUCAUGAUGCCAAAGCAAAAUGGGAAAUAAGAAAUAAGCUCUGAAGAAUUGUUUCAAGUCUAUAACGGAUGAUGUACAUAACAGCCUUGAGAGAGCUUCUUGAUCAUAUGGGAGGAGUCGAAAUUCCAAAUUUUUUUCGUCAACUUUUUUAUUCAGUAACUAAGAGAUGAAAAAUGAUCACAUGCUUGGUUGAAAAAAAUAUCUUAUGGUUUGCAUUGCAAUGUUACAAUCUUUGUCUUGUAAUUUUGGUUGUGUUGGAAGAGAUGAAGACGAUCUUUUUGGUUCUGUUCUUC
Capsella rubella is the source of this 1698-nucleotide messenger RNA. RefSeq names its product putative E3 ubiquitin-protein ligase SINAT1. The transcript is spliced from 5 exons. Lineage: Eukaryota; Viridiplantae; Streptophyta; Magnoliopsida; Brassicales; Brassicaceae. Gene Ontology annotation, cellular component: cytoplasm. The record is from RefSeq and is a predicted model, not a curated record. Gene Ontology annotation, molecular function: protein binding; zinc ion binding; ubiquitin protein ligase activity. Gene Ontology annotation, biological process: ubiquitin-dependent protein catabolic process; multicellular organism development. Bases 468 to 1385 code for a protein of 305 amino acids.